Molecule: messenger RNA, 1030 nt
Organism: Hypanus sabinus (Atlantic stingray)
Lineage: Eukaryota; Metazoa; Chordata; Chondrichthyes; Myliobatiformes; Dasyatidae
Product: signal-regulatory protein beta-1-like
Exons: 6
Coding region: 34-882 (282 amino acids)
Cellular component (GO): plasma membrane
Source: RefSeq, a predicted model, not a curated record
CAUCUACGGACUCAGUUUCAUCUGUUCGGCAGAAUGUCAAGUAUGUUGCUCCUCCUGGCAGUCAGUGGGAACAUUUACAUAGCAGCGGAUCAAACUACGUUCAAGGUAACUCAAUCGCCCGAAGAAGCGGUUGUAUCCAAAGGAGGGAACGUCACGUUCUACUGCUUAUUGCCCAUUUCUCAGGAUCAAUCCUGGACGAAAGUCCAAUGGUGGAAACAGGGCGAGAAUAAUUACCAACGGACAGGCAUCGACAUCAGAAAAAAAUCUGGUCUGAGAGGUAAAAUGACUUGGUACUUUGAAUUGCAACAUGUAAUGAUCCAAGAUUCUGGACGGUAUUUCUGUUCAGUGACCCGCAAAGGACUGUCUGCAAGAAAUGGAACUGGUUCGCUACUAAAAGUGCAUGCAGAUCCAAAUCCAUUGAAGAUUUUCGCGAAAUGGAAUUCAGCUACAACUUUCAUUAUCGUGUGUGAAACAUCUGCCUUUUAUCCCAAGAAUUUCUCGCUUACUUGGUAUAAAAAUGGCAUUGAAAUAACAUUGGGCGUACAGACCAAGGUAAGGAAGGACACCGAGGGACUUUAUGUGGUUUCGAGCAACUUGAAUGAGAUACAGACGGUCCAGAACGACACAAAUUAUACCUGUUUGGUGUCUCACGUCUCCCUCAAUACUUCAGCGGUAGCAGUCUAUUCUAUUUCCAAAUCUAACCAAGGUUCCUCUGUCAAAACUCUUUCCCCCUGGGUUCCCCGUUCUGCAAUGGGCGGACUGUCGUUUCUACUGCUAACGAUCGCCAUUGGGACUCAGUGCAGAAAGCAGGGAAGUAAGGGUAAAGAAGAAUGCCUUACGGAAGCGAAUCAACGUGAGGUAAAAAGCGCCAUACGCGUUUGACGUUGCGCCUUUUCGUCCUGGAGUAUUCUUAUGUCUGCUGAAAUCCAUUGCGGCGUAAUGAAUUAUCACAGCUUCCGUUUUCUAUAUGGUUUGGGACGUAUGGCUGCUUAUCAUGAUUUCGUCAGUAUAAUUAUCAAAUUUUAUACAG